CAACCAAAUCAAAAGGUGGUUAUGUGUUGUAAGAAAGAUGGCUGAAAGAUAUUUUCUGCAGUAAACAGUUUUAAAUGAGGUGAGGCAAGAAGUACCAAAGUAAAUUUUUUAGUGACUGUACGUUAAAAAAAAAAUCGAGAAGUACAUACACUACUAUCAUUUAAAUAUACGAACGAUACGUUUGCUAAGAUUGGUUAGCACAGAAAUAAUACGUUAAAGUAAUGUUUAAUGACCACCUGGCUUCAACUUUGAAUAAUUUUAAUCGAUGGGGAUACUAUGAACCUAUUGUACCUACAUCGUUUGCACGCAAAAUAUCGAGAACGACUCACGCGGAGACAGUAAUAAAUCCAGAGUCAAUCUUUGUCGUCAUAGGGACGUGCUGACGGAUGCCUCCGCUUUUGGAGCAGUGUCCUCCGAAGUUCAUGGAACCGCCCUGCAAUGGAGACAUGGUUAGUUUGUCAUCUGGUUUCGACCGUGGACAUUUUCAGAGAUGUUUGUCAACAGCUCUCUAUGAUUAUGAUGCCCAAGGUGAAGAUGAGUUAUCCCUUCGGAAGGGCCAAAUUGUUGAAGUUCUUUCAGAAGAUGCCAAAAUAUCGGGAGAUGAAGGCUGGUGGACGGGAAAGAUUGGUGAUAAAGUUGGAAUAUUUCCAGCGAACUUUGUGGCUUAUGACGAUCCUGUAGAUGAAGUCACUUCAAUAAUUAAUGAUAUUCGCCCUCUUGAAAUUGACUUCAGAGAAAUAGAACUGGAUGAUGUGAUUGGCUUGGGUGGUUUCGGAAAAGUUUACCGGGGUCUCUGGAAGAACCGAGAAGUUGCAGUUAAGGCUGCUAGACAAGAUUCAGACACUGACACUUCGGUAACUUUAGCUAAUGUUCUUAAGGAAGCAAAACUUUUUUGUUUAUUACGGCAUGAAAAUAUAGUGCAGUUGGUGGGUGUGUGCUUACAGCAACCUGAUUUGUGCUUAGUUCUUGAAUAUUGUCGCGGGGGAUCGUUAAGUAGAGUUUUAAAUGGAAGAAAAAUAGGACCUGAUGUCCUAGUUGACUGGGCUAUCCAAAUUGCACGUGGUAUGGAAUAUUUACACAAUGGAGCCCCAAUUUCAUUGAUUCAUAGGGACCUGAAAAGUUCAAAUGUUUUGCUCAGCGAGAAUAUUGAAAAUGAGGACCUGCAGUUCAAAACGCUCAAGAUAACGGACUUUGGCUUGGCGCGGGAGGUGUACAAGACAACCAGGAUGUCGCAGGCGGGCACAUACGCGUGGAUGGCCCCCGAGGUAAUCAAAGAUUCGACGUUUUCGAAAGCGAGUGACGUGUGGUCUUAUGGAGUUUUGCUUUGGGAAUUGCUUACGGGGGAGAUGCCGUACAGGGGAAUCGACACACUGGCUGUGGCCUACGGGGUCGCCGUAAAUAAGCUCACCCUGCCGAUACCGAGCACUUGCCCGCAACUAUGGCGGGAUUUGAUGAACGCUUGUUGGCAACCAAAUCCUCACAAUCGACCGGCUUUUGAUGAUAUUCUAAAGGCGUUGGAUCACAUAGUUCACUCGUCUUUCACCCAAACACCUCAUGAAAGUUUUCACGAUAUGCAGAAAAAUUGGAAAGACGAGAUCGAAGAAGUUUUGUUAGAACUUCGCAGAAAAGAAAAGGAGUUGCGAUGUAGAGAAGAAGAUCUCAAUAGGGCACAACUGCAACAGAGGAUGCACGAAGAGCAACUACGACAGAAAGAACAAGAGUUGCAAGCAAGAGAAAUUGAUUUACUAGAAAGAGAGCUGCAUUUCAUGAUCAAACAACAAACUCCUACACCUAUUAAAAGGAAAGGAAAGUUCAAGAGAUCGAGACUGAAGUUCAUUAAAACAAAGGAGAGCAUUAGUUUGCCAUCUGAUUUUAGGCAUACGAUAACAGUUCAACACACAUUGGAUACUAAAGGACUAAGCAGCGCAAUUUCACCCAAAAGCCCUCCUGGUUCACCUGCUAUCAAUACCAUGCGUGUUUUAAGUCCAAACGCAGACGGUGUAAAGGGCAAAACCUGGGGCCCUAGUACAUGUCAUCAACGUGAACGGGGUCAACUUCAUCCGUUAAAAUCGACACCCCGUCCCACUUGUAUAUGGUCAAAAAGCGCGCCCAACUUGGACAAGUCCAGGACGACACUGAAUCGGCCCUCACAUGAUAUAGAUUUUGUCUCUCCGGAGGAUUGGGGUCCUGAAUAUCCAAUAGCUGCUACCCUGCGAAGUAGUGUACCUAUACCUACCCUUUACUCUGGAGAUGGACUGCGAUCUAGGCAUAAGCUUAGCAUUAUAGAGUUAGUUCUGUACAACAUGGCAGCUCUUCUCGCGGGUGUGGCAUCCGGAUAUGACGUUCGUUUAUCUAAUAUUUCCCCGGUACAUCCCAGGCUUCAACCGAACAGGCCUGAUACAGGAUACGAAGUACAGCCGUGGAGGCAAGAUAACUAUGAAUAUGAAUAUUCAUCGGCAAGCGGUUAUAGUCAUAAUACGUAUCAUGGCCCAAUAAAACACUACAGACCCAUGCUUAUGGGUUCCCAAUUGAUGAACGUACAACACGAAGAACAAAAAAAUGUAAGACUUGCUGCUGAUUCACCCCAACAUCAGUCUUCUUUAACACCUAGCAUCUCUCCUCACAGAAGAUCUAGUGCAGCUAGUAACGAGAGUUCUGAGCAGUACUUUGCACCUUACGACAGAGCUACUACAAUUUAUGUGCCAGGUGAUUAUCAAGGAUGUCAGAGUGAAGGUACUCACUGUUUGGGUUGUUGUCUUAGAAAUGAAAAUAACUCCAAACCGGAUCCUUCGUUCGGUUUUGUUUAUACUCAAGGCCCGGAUAGCACUUACAGCUAUGGAUCAGAUUAUAGUGGCACAACAACAACUCUUUAUGGAUAUGGGACCGAUUACGCUUAUGAUAAUCCUAGCAGCGUAAGCAGUGGAUCCAGGACACCCCAGAGAUUACCAUAUCAGAUGCACAGGAGAACCCCAUCGAAUAUAUCGAAUUCCAGUUCUACAAAUGCGAGUGGUUUUAAUAUUAAUCCUAGCUUUCGGCUAGAUGAGGAAUGUAGUUACACCGGAUCUAAUUAUUUUAGAAGACCUCACGUAGAAUAUGAAUACUCUGGUAAUUAUCUGCGUCAAAAUUCCCAUGAUUCCCCAAAUUUAGAAAGACCAACGACUUUAGAAACUUCUGGUUAUGCCAAAUUAAGAUCCAGUCUUAAAAGGAGCAAUUACAACAUAAGUCAGGGACAUUCCGGAGGAAAUACUCCAACAAAUCCUACACCGCCUGACAGCCUCACUAGUGAUGACAGCUCAUACGUUUCUGCAAAAGACAGUAAUAGCUCCGCAAACAGGGUAAGAUUUUCACCUACCACUCUCUUAGAUUCGCCCGUACCUGGACAAACACAUGAUACUACGCUACCUUUGCAAGCUAGGAGAAAUAGGACCCGACCCCCUUUAGCAGAUAUAGAUAGAGAAUUUUAUUCGUAAAAUUUUGAUUGUAAAGCUCUUGUGUUUAUAGUGCGUUUCUAGUCAUAAAAUAUUCAUUUUCUGCUCAUUUUAGUUUGUGAUGUUUUUUUAAUUCUCUUUUAAUGGCAGUGACUUAAAAAACAAAUAUUUUUUAGGUUUAGAAAAUCCUUAAAACUCACAAUGAAUUAACGAAAAGUAAUAUUUAAGGCGAAGUUAAUGCCGCGAAUUUUUUUUUUGAUAAAGGAUCUGAUGAAAUUGCCCCUGUUGUAUCUUAUAGUUAUUAAUUGCUUAAGCAUUUUGACUUUAGUUAGUUAGCAUAGGUUGCCUUAAUUCUUUUUAAUUAUAAACAUAUUAGAAAGGGAUAUUUUGAUGAUUAAAAAAAUGUUUUUAUUGUAAUGCUAUUUUUUGUUUAAAUGUUUAAACAAUCAAUAACUUAUUAAAGCUAAAAGAUAUAGCAGGGGCAAUUUUAUAUUCGGAAAGGGCAAUCUUUUAAUCUGUCAAACUUAAUUAAAGACUUGAUUAAAUAAUAAUACCACUUUCUCUAGCAUAGUAAAUUAAAAUGCUCUGCGGUCAUAUCGAUGUUCUGGUGCCAUAAAUUUAUUUGCAAUAAAUAUUUCCUUAAGGAAUACUGCAAAAUAUUUAUUUGCUGGAUAUCAAUUCUUAUUAGGACAACAAUCUACGGGGUUGAUAUUUUACCGUAGUGUUAUUUGAUUGACUUUUAUACAUGAUAAAUUUAAAAGCAUUUAUGUACAAAUACCAAUGGGAUUAUUUGAUCAAUGACCUCAAACUACAUACAUAUUUUAUAUUAAUUUUCAUUUUUGCAAAGUUUUGUGCCAUUAAUUGUAACAGCCAUAACAAAACAUAUAUUAUAUGUACUACUGGAGCAACAUUAAUAACCAGUACGUCUGAAUUGAUUUUCUUUUUAAUUGUUGAAAAAUUAACAGAACCAUUCUGUUUUUCAAUGAAGGAAUAUAUUAAGCAAUAAACACAAUAGCUUCUAGUAUUAAAUUUUACUAUUCAGUUAUGACAUUGUAAACAUGUAUCUCGCUCAAUUUAUCAAUGGGUGUAUUUAAUAAACAAGUAACUGCAAGACGUCAUUUGGCAAGUUCGGUUUUUAUAACUAGAGUAAUAAUUAACUGUACACAUAUACAAUCUAUAGUGCCUGAUAAGAAUAUGACUUACAUGCUUAAAAAAUUAAUUUUUAGUCAUACUUGUGCAAUGUCUAAAAUGUAUUUAGUUGAAUGAAUACCUCUUCAACAAAGUCGUCUAAUUGAUUUAAAUUUAUUUAUUUAUUUUAUAUCAGUAGCAGCUGUAUGUAUAAUAUGACUUCUUUUGAACAUUCCAAGGUUAAGAUGUAUUACCAUUAGUUGUAUAUUUGAAAAUAUCGUUUGUAGAAUGAAUAACUUAUGAACUCUCGGCGUUUUUCAGAUACUCGAUAAUUAGUAGUAUAACUAUUUUCAAACAAUUUGUUUAAUUAAGACUGUUUUAUUGCAUUCCAUUUUGACAAAUUUUAUACUUUUUUAUUUGUGUUUUUUUAAGAACCCACACUACUUUUACAUCACGUAUGUAUAAAAUUUUAAACGAACUGCAUUUAUUUCUUCAUUUGCACAAAUUGAACGGGUGAAUUUAUUCGCUCAUGUAUAUAUGAAAAAAUUAUAAUGUAAAUAUUAUUUGCACUUCAGCAAUGGUUUUUGCAGUUUAUAAGAAACUAUUCAGUAUUGUACUAACAAAUUAUUGUAAAUAUUGUAUACAUGAAGUUUAAGUAGGUAGCAUGGCUUCCAGAGCAUAAAAUGGUGUCUAAAAUGAUUACUAAAAACGAAAUAUUGUACCAUUCGAAUUAUAAAUACUCAUGCGUGAUUGAUAUAAGUAUUUAAAUAA
Messenger RNA from Agrilus planipennis (emerald ash borer), 5327 nucleotides. RefSeq names its product mitogen-activated protein kinase kinase kinase 11 (gene slpr). The transcript is spliced from 9 exons. Lineage: Eukaryota; Metazoa; Arthropoda; Insecta; Coleoptera; Buprestidae. Gene Ontology annotation, biological process: protein phosphorylation. The coding region runs from base 387 to 3470 and encodes 1027 amino acids. The record is from RefSeq and is a predicted model, not a curated record. Gene Ontology annotation, molecular function: ATP binding; protein binding; JUN kinase kinase kinase activity.